Messenger RNA from Acanthosepion pharaonis, 900 nucleotides. NCBI's taxonomy places the organism in Eukaryota, Metazoa, Mollusca, Cephalopoda, Sepiida, Sepiidae. The record is from the annotation of a GenBank genome assembly.
AUGAAAGUGGCAGUCAUCGGAUGCGGAUUACUUGGAAUCAAGAUUGCAGGUUCUAUGGCCUAUCAUGGUCAUCGAGUUAUGGUUUAUGACAACAAUGUGGAGGUGCUGAAUGGAGCUUAUGAAAUCAUUCAGGAAGAUAAGAGAGUUCUUCGACAAGAAGGAUUGUUGCUGCAGAAGAAUUUUCUAGGUUCUAUCUACUAUUUUAGUGGUUUUCAUGAAACGGUCCAGGAUGCUGACUUUAUUUUUGAAGCCAUCACAGAUAAUUUACAAUUGAAACAAGAAUUAUUGGAAGAGAUUUCCCAGUUAUGCAAGCCUGAUGCGAUCAUUUCAUCCAGUUCCCUUAAUUUCCACAUUGCAGAUAUUGCACAGAAAGUUGUUAAUAAAGAGAGAGCAAUUGGUUUGAGGUUUUUGUAUCCUGUUUAUUACAUUCCUGAAGUUGAAAUCUCACCUUGUAAAGCAACAUCUACAGUGACAAUAGAAAAAGUGCGAAAAUUCCUGGAGAGGAUGGGCAAGACCCUUUUCUUCCGAUCAGGGGGAGAGCCUCUGAUUUUGAAAGAAGAACAACGAGAAGAAAGAAAACAAGCACGGCUUGAACAGAUAAGGAAUUCUUCGGGAAUGACACAUUUUUUCAAGACUGUAGUACCAAUGUUGUCCCAUCGAGGGAAUGAGGCACCCCCACAAGAUGAAGUCGAUGCUGCUUUCUUUCUUCCAGGUGUUUCUUAUCUGAACAAUGACCAAGAUUGUGCAAUCUGCAUGGCCAGUGUACGUGACUGUUUGCUCUGCCCCUGUCAUCACAUGGUCACUUGCUUUGUUUGCUCCAGCAUGUUGCUCAACAAACAUGACGGAUGUCCAAUUUGCCGAAAAGACAUCACAGAAAUUGUCAAAGUCUAUCAUUCUUAA